This is a messenger RNA of Haliotis rubra (blacklip abalone), 2038 nucleotides long. Its product is annotated as AH receptor-interacting protein-like. The transcript has 6 exons. The record is from RefSeq and is a predicted model, not a curated record. Gene Ontology annotation, molecular function: peptidyl-prolyl cis-trans isomerase activity; protein binding. The coding region runs from base 9 to 1007 and encodes 332 amino acids. NCBI's taxonomy places the organism in Eukaryota, Metazoa, Mollusca, Gastropoda, Lepetellida, Haliotidae.
UAAACAACAUGGCUGACAUUCUGUUCAAAUUGCAGAAGGACGGUAUAAAUAAGAAGAUCUUGUAUGCUGGGAAGGGCGAUUUUCCUCCCUUUAAGGAUGGAUCAAGGCUCACCUUCCAUUACAAGACAAGUAAAUGUGACGAGAACAAGACAGUUCUAGAUGACAGUCGGAAACAUGCCAAGCCCCUCGAGAUUAUCCUUGGCAAGAAGUUUAAGUUGGAGGUGUGGGAGAUGUGUCUUCAGACUAUGAAGGAGGGAGAGGUUGCUGAGUUCAUCUGUGAUAUGAAGCAUGUGGCCACCUACCCACUGGUGGCCAAGAGUCUACGCCAGAUCCAUGCAGGGAAAUCAGACAACCACCAGCAUGCCAGCCACUGUUGUGGCAUGAUGAACAUGGCAGAACAUGGUCUAGGUCAUGCCGACCUAGAUGAACUGAUGAAGACUCCACAACCCCUCUCCUUCACACUUGAGUUGGUAAAGUUUGAAGAGCCAGAAUCGUUUGAUAAGGAAGUGUGGACGAUGAGUGAGGAUGAGAAACUGGCCACUGUCCCCAAGUUGAAAGAGGAAGGCAAUGAGCUGUAUGGCAAGAAGCUCUACAAGGAGGCUGCGGAUGUGUAUGCUAAGGCAAUUGGAAUACUGGAACAGCUCAUUCUGAAGGAGAAGCCAGGUGAGGAGGAGUGGGAGGAGCUGGAGAAGAUGAAGCUGCCGUUCCUACUGAACUUCUCCCAGUGUAAACUGCUGGAGCAGGACUACUACCCCGUCAUAGAACACACCACCACUGUACUUAAGAGGGAGCCAGACAAUGUGAAGGCUUUGUUUCGGAGAGCUAAGGCCCAUGUUGGUGCGUGGAAUCCUGAUGAUGCUCGUAAUGACUUUAACCGUGUCCUACAAUUAGAUCCAUCUCUGUCUAACGCAGUGAAGAAGGAGCUGAUAAUGUUAGACGAUAUGAUCAAAAAGAAGGCUGAGCAAGACAAGCAGUCCCUCAAGGGAAUGUUUGAUCAACACGGGUAACAUGACUCAGAAAUUUGAUCAACAUAUCCCAGCCCAAAUGGUUGAUCAACAUGGCUAGCAAAGCUCAGAGACAUUGAUAGAGAGGAUGAUUUGUUGUGGAUCUGUUCACUAAUGUUUAAGUUCUUUGACAGUUCUUGUGUUGAAGUCAUAUCAGUAUUUCAGUUUGUAUACACUACGUUCCUCCAUCACCUGUAAUUAUAUAUGACCCGUUUGUGCUAUAGUCGGUAUUUUUAGUUUAUUGUCUAUCUUCACUUGACUAAACAUUUCAUUUUACCUGUGAUUGGGGAAUAUAGUGUAAACAAACAUAUUGAUGAUAUGUGGAAGUCAAGGAAAUACAUUUAUGUCUUCAAAUCUCUUGGGUUCCCUAUCAUUAUGAACAUGGUGGGCGAUCAAUGCAUGGCAAGGGCAGGUAACCCAACCAAAACAUCUGAAAUGUCUAUUUUAUUGACUUGCUGCACGAUUGCUCAGUAUGAAAAGCUAAAUAUAUUUUUUGUGUUAUGAAUACCUGGACUUGUUUAACAAGUUGAUGACUGAUCAGGAUUGUCUGUUGGUUGAAAUGAUCCAUGAUGUUUUGUUGGUUAAAAUGCUCAGUGGUACAUGUGUCUGUUUGUUGAAAUGCUUUGUGAUAUGGUUUGGCGUCAGCUUGAUUUGGGUCACAGUCAGAUUAUCUGAUGUUUUGGGACAUGAUGCUUUCAAAAGCACAAUCUACAUUUUCAGUCAGAAAUGAAAUUUUAAAAUUAAAUAGUUAUAAAAUGUAUCCCAAUGCCAAAGUUUUCACGGAUUUUGGAAGAGUUGAACUGUAAACUGCAAUUAUGCCAGCAUGCAUUCAGUUAGGUACUGACUUGAAUAUUUUCUGCAUUUAUGGAGGUAUAGCCUAGCAGAGUUACAGUGUGAACAUUGUUUUUAAUGGUUUUAACUAGGGGUGUCACGAUACACCAAUUUCACGAUACGAUACGUAUCACGAUUUUAAGGUCACGAUACGAUGCGUAUCGCGAUACAUAAUUUUCGCGCCUUUUCAUAGCAUUACCUUA